Molecule: messenger RNA, 5032 nt
Organism: Pyricularia oryzae 70-15
Lineage: Eukaryota; Fungi; Ascomycota; Sordariomycetes; Magnaporthales; Pyriculariaceae
Exons: 2
Coding region: 401-1594 (397 amino acids)
Source: RefSeq, a predicted model, not a curated record
GAGCUCCUUGCACCUUGCCCAAGCCACCCCCUCAACUGCCACUCUAUCUGCAUCUCGUCCUUUCCAGAGGUUGUUCACAAUUGAUUAUAACAAGACCAAUAUAUGGGACUCUUCGUAUUUUCUUUUUCGCUCUUGUUGUUCGGUCAAACUCAAUCGUCCUAAAUCGAAUUGACUCUUACUAUUAUAGUCCCGCGUAACUCAAUUCAAGGCAUUCUUCUAGUCUUUGAUUGUCUAUAAGGAAAAACCUGAACCCGAAAAGGAAGAGAAAACUCUUUCAUCCCGUGACGCCGCAACGCUCCUUGCAACCGUUGCAAAACAAAUCAGUCGCGGCCCAAAAACUUGGCCCCCGAUUUCAAACUACAGACGCGUCGCGCCGGCUCAGAAGCCUCUACAACCCAUCAUGGAUGUCACAGUUGCCUACAACCAGCAUUCGAGCCACGCGCGGCGCAAGAACCGAUCCUCGACCAACCUGAACCACCUCACCCUUGCCCCACUGACCACGAAACUCCCGCUGUCGGACCCGGAGGAGCUUGCCGCGAUCCAAACCGCCCCGCUCGUGCCGAGCACUUCAUACCUACAGGGCAAGUCCGCUCCGACCACUCCGAGGCUGCUCUCGCACUCGCCCGCCCGCUCCCGCUCGCAAUCCAGACGUGCAACUGGAGCCGCAUCAUUGCCCAAGAGCAAAUCCACCACCCACCUGCACAGGACGUCAACCUCGGGCACCGCCACUCCGACCGCCGCCGGCAGGCGCCGCCACAUGGAGGAUGCCAACGGUCCGCUCUCGGCCAACGACCCCAACAACAGCGACUGGCUCCUCAGGGCAGGUGCCAUGUUGAGCGGCGAGUAUCGCGAGUACAAGGGCCAGGCGUGGCUGGAGACGAGGGCAAGCUCCACCAACCUUGUCGGCACGCACUCCGCCGCGCUUGACGCCGAGGAGAUCGCCUUUGAGCACAAGAUGGCGAGGGAGUACCAGCACUCCAGCAGCCGCCACCACAGCCGGCGCGGCAGCGUGCAGAUCCUCGAGGACGAGUCCAUCUACAUGACGGCUACCUCGUCGCCACCGGGCAGCCGGCUGCCCAGUCGCUCGCAGAGCCGUGUGAGCAGCCGCACGCAGUUGAUGACGCCUAGAGAGCGCCGGUCAAUGGACGGCUACUUCAACGGCCACCACAUUCAGGUCGAUGACGACAUCCCGGGCCCCGACUUUGUAAACCUGGACGAGAGGCUCGAGGCGAUCGAGCAGGACACGAGCGUCGAGGACGAGGCUCACGUUCGCAGGCUUGUCAAGAGAGAGAAGCAGGACGGCGCCGGGGCCUGGUUCGGCAACGUCCUGGGUUGGCGGCUGUUCUCAGUGGAGGAAAAUGACGAGGAGACUGAUGAGGAGGAUGACGAGGAGAGCUAUGCUGCCGGAGAGUCCGGCGGAGACGCAUCGCCGUAUGACGUUGCGCAGAUGGAGAGGCGGCGCGGCAAUGGUCUUGCUCGCUUCGAGGGCAUCACCACAGUCCCCGAGGCCCGAGUUCCGCCUCCCAAAGCCGACGAAGGCGGCUGGCAAGAUGCCGCAUGGCUGCUAAGCGUCGCCUCCAAGGUAUUGUUGUAGUGUGUCGAAGUUUUGUCUUGUACAUCUGUUUCAUUUUCCAGCUACUGCAGCAAGUAAAACUUGGCAUCCGACAACCAACCUUGUCAUCUCUUUUUCUUUUUUUACGUUUGUAGCCCAAAGCGAGCAAAGUUGAAUCGAUGCCAACUCGUAAGCUCGAUCUGGUCUCCAUGACUUGUGCUUCGCGAGAUUGCAGAUCUUUACUACACCUUUACGAGUUUGUUCCCCUCCUCAUUGGCGCGGCGAGGAAGAUCUAGCUCGUCAUUUCAACAGGAUGACGUACUAAAAGGCAUGUCAAAGCAGAAUGUGCAUACGUACAUCUGGCCUAGACCGUUAUGUCCCUCACCACCGCGCCGCACGUCUCACCCCAAAGCAAAAGCACAAAAGGGAACACGAAAAGCAGCUUUUCCUCCCUCAUGUCAGAAUCCCGUUCGCCCACCGUCUUCGCAGCAUGCAGAGAAACAGAAACCGUCAACUGAGACCCGACAGAUAGAUAACUGACUUUUGCUAUAAAUGAUGGCGGGCGGGGUUCAUUGUCAAUCUUUGCCUCAUCGUAGCUGUCGAUCGAUGGCGGUGGGGUGUGGGAAACCAUAUGGCUCGCAAUUGAGCUUUUUAUUUUUAUAGAAAAAAAUAAAGUUGGGCAUUUUAGUCGUCCGCGUGUGUAUGUAUAAACACGGCCGUGCUGAAAGUCUGGAUUCUUGACCUUUCGCGGGGGGUCCUUUGCGGAUAGGCCUUGGCAUGCCGCACCGCAAGAGGCCGACUACGUCCUCGGGACGGUUCGAAACAAUGAGAGAGAGAGAGAGAGAGAGAAAAAAAACCUGUUUUCCAGGUGUAACUAUGCAAAUCGUAUGCAAGCCCAGCGCAUAUCGCAAGGGCGAGACAAACCCCCGUUGGGUGUUGUGCGCGUGCACAGAUUGGAAAACAAACCCAUUCCUGUGGGGAUUUCGUUCGUUCCCUUGUUCGCAGCCAAGGUAGCAAGCAAGCAAGCAAGCAAUAGAUUUUACUCCGUUUUCCGUCAACGUGCCCAAGCCUGGACUGGAAGAGAUAGGCGAGGUGUGCUGACACGGUUGGGAGAGGGCUGGUCUAACCCAAUGAAAAAUGUGAGGGCACCCAGGUUCGCUUCCCAGGGUCCAGUAUUUACCUCGCGUGGCAUAGACAUCGGGUAGGGUUCAUCUUUGCCAAGUGAGAGAGGGCUGAAAGUCCGAGCUUCAUGACCCAUGGAGAAUAGGGUAUAUCGUGGAGAGAGAAGAGGAGGGGGGGGGCUGGGUUGGAGAAGCAUACCGGUAGACAGGCAGGAGAAAAAAAAAAGCCAGGGUUUUCUAACAAUGAAUGGCAUAAUGCAAGACAUCUCAGUCAUCGUCCACAGGCAAGUAUUUCUUUUCCGAGACGUCAGCUCCAUUCCCCAUUCCCCAAGCCCAAGAGUCCCGCGCCCAAGACACCCUGUUGCUGCAUGUGCUUGAAUGGGCCCUUUUGCGAUUACCAAGUUGCCAUCGCCACACCUUGUUUUCACGACUUUACCAGCAGGCUUGUCGUGAGGUCUGACAUCUUGGCUUGAGGCUGCUGCACAUAUUGGGCUUCUGCUAAGUGGGUAUGAGCACCGGGCGAACUGACGGGCUGGCGGGGAAGUGACAGAGAAGGAGAGAAAGAGUGAGAGGGUAAAAAACAUAGUAAUAAGUUAUUGCUACUAACAUCGAUUUCCAGUCUCCAGUUGGUAAGUCAGUCAAUCCACAAUCCACAAAUCCACAGACUCAUACAGUAGUAUCCUGGCUUCUGACCGCCAAAAAGAUUCGGCCACUCAGGCAAAAGCGGACCUUCGACGCCGCCAUGGGGUUUCUCAUGCUUGGCGUGCCGCUUUGCCGAGCCGAACAAGAUAUACGCAGCAGCUUGCCCGGGUUAGGGGCAGGGCAACCACAUACGGAUAGUGAUAUUUGGCCUGCCCUGUGGUCUAAUCACACAUGUACCGACCAACCUGGCUACUUAAAUACUCACCUGCCUUAUUCGGUCGAGAGGGAGAAUUGGUCUGUAACCGGGGCCGAUUUCUCAAAAACUGCCGGUGCCGGGCCUGGGCAACCAAGUAGUGGCCAAGAGGGUGCAUUUUCAGUCAUUUUGUCUCGGGUCUGUCCCUCCUUCGGUGUCCACGACACACUAUCCAAAGAGGAGCGUGGUUAGGGCAAGGAAACCGCUUGCAACGCGAUCCAAUAUCUACAUGGGUGCGUCCCCGCCAAUGGAACAUAAGCCGGUGAUUGAGGUGCACGUGGCCGUACAGAAACUCAGUGGGAUAUCCCACUCAUAUAAUUUUUUGCUGUUUCUCGGAGAUGUCGACUAAUAUUGAAACGACAGCCCCGUCAGCCCGAGUGGUGGAUCAAACUGUAUUGUGAACCCUUUUUGAGCUGCAGGUGAGGCGGGGUCCUAUGACGUAUUAGCAAAUGUUGAGGUAGCAUGGGAUGGGGCCAGGGUGUGAGGUGAUCUUGACCCCAGGGAGCCACGCUGUCUAUCUACCUAACCUUGCUAACUUUUUACGGUCAAGCCCUGAUUAAGCAGCGAUUUAGUGAGUGGACCCCUCUCCAUCAAAACGGUGAAUCAAUGAAUCUACCCGCCCAAGAUAUGAAAGACCUAACUAUUGUACGAAGUACCGGUAGUAGUAGGUGUUAGUCUAGCCCCCAAGGCGACUAAAACGGAGGGAGUGCUAGUCAUUUGUUCUUUGCAAAGCCCGUUUUGGCUCCAAGGCGAAAGGGAAGAAAUUGGCGUCAUUGGAAACCAGGCUAGACCAAAUAUCCUAGCCAGACUAUUAUGGCCCGGAUGUAUUUGUGGGAGAAUGACCGGCAUUAUGAGGCUGAGCCUUCCAUUUAGAUCGCUUGACGUCGCGGACACGCGGCGCUGAAAAUUCUAUUCGUACCCUAAGUAUGUGAUUGCCGGUAGUCCUGUUGUUGCGUGCCGUCUUGCCAACUCGAGGAAGAAACAAAACCAGGCAGGUGGAUCGAUAAAUUGGUUUGAUUUGUGUCAUGCAACCGGGUUUAUCACUCCAAGUGAAUGGGUAUUGUCGGAAGUUCCUAGCAAUGAUGGAAUCCCUCGGGUAUUAUGACUGAGAAGAAUUUCGUGGUUCUCUUGCAAGGUUGGCGCACACAAAUACUACGCGCCCACCUAUAAUUAAAGGUAAUCAGCGGGGUAAAGUUGGAAGUCGAACAGUCUGGCCGCAAAAAGCACUGUAGGCACUGGGACGAGCUUUUCGCGAUCGGCGUGUCUGGAAGAGUCUAAAACUAAACAGCUGGGUCCAGUGGCUGGUAGUCGACGUCGUGAAGCGGGUUUGGCUUGGUGAUGGAUGCGAGUUGCGUGACAAGAGAGGGGCUAUGUCUCCUUGGGAACCUAAAAAAAAAAAAAAGAAAAAAAAAAAAAAGAGUGGUGGGUUAGCCGCCAAAGUAUCAAACCUAUCGCGUUCCGGAA